Messenger RNA from Anopheles cruzii, 1872 nucleotides. Its product is annotated as glucose dehydrogenase [FAD, quinone]. Gene Ontology annotation, molecular function: oxidoreductase activity, acting on CH-OH group of donors; flavin adenine dinucleotide binding. The coding region runs from base 1 to 1872 and encodes 623 amino acids. Lineage: Eukaryota; Metazoa; Arthropoda; Insecta; Diptera; Culicidae. The record is from RefSeq and is a predicted model, not a curated record. The transcript has 3 exons.
AUGAGCGAGCUCGUUGGUGCGGCGUUCGGCUCGGUAGCCACGGCAGCCUCGAGCGUCGGCUGGUUCGUGCCGAUGCUGGUCGCGGCCAUCGCGUACUUUCAGUACGAAGAAUUCAUGGACCCGGAGGCGCGCGUCAUCGACGUCCCGAGCGAGAUCAUGCUGGACAAGUAUGAUUUCAUUAUCGUAGGGGCCGGAUCAGCUGGUGCUGUUCUGGCCAACCGUUUGACGGAGGUGGAAAACUGGAACGUGCUCCUGCUGGAGGCGGGCGGCGAUGAGACGGAGAUAUCGGAGGUGCCGCUGAUGGCGGGCUAUCUGCAGCUGAGCAAACUGGACUGGAAGUACAAAUCCGAACCCUCGGGAUCGUUUUGUUUGGCAAUGAACGGUGGGCGAUGCAACUGGCCUCGGGGGAAAGUGCUCGGCGGAUCGAGCGUUCUCAACUACAUGCUGUAUCUGCGGGGCAACAAGAAGGACUACGACCACUGGGAAACCCUGGGUAACGCCGGCUGGGGCUACAAGGACGCGCUGUACUACUUCAAAAAAUCCGAGGACAACACGAACCCAUACCUGGCCAACACGCCGUACCACGCGACCGGUGGCUACCUCACGAUCGGGGAAGCCCCGUACCACACGCCCCUGGCGGCGGCCUUCGUGGAAGCGGGUGUCGAGAUGGGGUACGAAAACCGGGACCUGAACGGGGCGAAGACCACCGGGUUUAUGAUCGCCCAGGGUACGAUCCGACGCGGGGGACGUUGCAGCACCGGCAAGGCGUUCCUGCGGCCGGCCCGUCUCCGCGCGAACCUACACGUGGCCAUGUUUUCGCACGUGACCCGCGUCAUGAUCGAUCCGAUCAGCAAGAUCGCGUUCGGUGUGGAGUUCAUCCGGGACCGGAAGGUACAUCACGUGCGCGCCUCCAAGGAGGUGAUCGUGGCGGGUGGAUCCGUCAACUCGCCCCAGAUACUGAUGCUGUCGGGAGUUGGGCCGAAAGCGGAGCUCGCCAAGCACCGGAUCCCGCUGAUCAAGGACCUGGCGGUGGGUGAAAACCUGCAGGAUCACAUCGGGCUCGGCGGGCUCACGUUUAUGGUCAACCAGCCGGUGUCGAUCGUGGAGAAUCGUUACCACUCGAUGUCGACGGUGUUGCAGUACGCGGUUCUGGGUCAGGGUCCUCUCACCAUCCUCGGGGGCGUCGAGGGACUCGCGUUCGUGAACACCAAGUACGUGAACGCGUCGGACGACUACCCAGACAUCGAGUUCCAUUUUGUGUCCGGGUCGACCAACUCGGAUGGUGGCAACCAGUUGCGGAAGGCACACGGGUUGACCGAGGCGUUCUACAACGGGGUGUUCAAGCCGAUCAACAACAUGGACGCGUGGAGCAUCAUCCCGAUGUUGUUGCGGCCGCGGAGCGUCGGGACGAUCAAGCUGCGUAGUGGCAACCCGUUCGACUAUCCGUACAUCUAUCCGAACUACCUGAACGACGAGCACGACAUGCGGACGCUGAUCGAGGGCGUCAAGAUUGCGUACGCACUGUCGAGGACGCAAACUAUGCAGAAGUUCCAGUCGACGCUGAGCGCCUACAAGUUCCCGGGCUGCGCUCACAUCCAGAUGUUCAGCGAUCUGUACUGGGAGUGUAUGAUCCGGCACUACACCUGCACGAUCUACCAUCCGGUCGGGACGUGCAAGAUGGGUCCGUACUGGGACAAGCAGGCCGUCGUUGACGCGCAGCUCCGGGUGUACGGUAUCCGCGGGUUGCGCGUGAUCGACGCCAGCAUUAUGCCCAAAUUAGUCAGUGCGAACACGAACGCACCGGUGAUCAUGAUCGCGGAGAAGGGCGCCGACAUGAUCAAAGACUUCUGGAUCAAGCGAGGCGUAGUGUAG